AUGGAUAUGGUAAGGAAUAUUACAUCUAAAAAUAUGGGUGAAAUGUAUGUAGUUUCCUCUUGGUUUUAUAACAUGAAAUGUUUUUCUUUUGAAAUCGAUUUCUUAAAAUACUGGUUUCUGGCUAAGCAGAGGAGACAACACCCUGGAAAUGAGGACUCUGUGUGUUCUGCUCAGCAGCCUCAGGCAUCUUGCCCCUGGCAAAACACUGAAGGAAGUUCACCUCCUGUUCACCUUUAUGGUUCAAAGAACCUCUUUACAAUGGAGAGACUUGGUGGGGGGAUGGUUGGUUCAAUUAGUCCAGAAAUAAUAUAAUAAUAAUAUAAUAUAAUAUAAUAUAAUAUAAAAAUAUAAUAUAAUAAUAUAAUAUAAUAAGAAGCUGCAAUUUGCCUAGUGCCCUGGGGUCAUGACUGCCCUCUGUUCCCUCAAUAUGGGAAACUUCAACUACUGUCUGUAGUCCUGAAUAGUGUAUUCAUGUUAAUUGGGGAACGUUCAGGCUUAUUGUAUCUCUGAAACAGUUUGAUUGGCUGCUAGCCUUACUAGAGUCUAAACUACUGUACAGUCUUGCACCUCAUUUGCUACUGCUUCCUGUCAUUACAUCAUCAGUAACUUUGAAGGUCCAAUGCAGCCGUUUUUAUCUCAAUAUCAAAUCAUUUCCUGGUAACAGUUAAGUACCUUACUGUGAUUGUUUUCAAUUAAAAUGGUACAAAUAAACAAAAAUAGCUUCUUAGCAAAGAGUCAUUUCUCAAGCAAGAAUUUUACUAGGACUGUCUGGGAGACGUCUGAGUGGGGAGGGGAAAACUGAAAACUAGCUGUUAUUGGCAGAGAGGUUUGGAACGCUCUUUCUUGUUGGUCUAUUAACUAAUUUACCACCUGGUGAUGUCACCAAGCAGGCCAAAACUCCAUCCCACCAAAACAGGCUGGAAUUUUAGGCGGUCUUUUCAAACAGCUCUUACACUAAAAGGGCAUUAGCAUCAAUUUCACAAUUUCACAGUAUUAUUCCAACCUCAUAGUGUGGAAAUAUAUAUAAAACACAGGACAAUCACGUUUUUGACUGCACUGGGCCUUUAAUGAAAAGUAGACAUCUCACUACUUUUCACUUUACUACUCUCAGGGCAGAUACAGUACACACUUCGAAUACAAAGACUAUCUGUUUCCAUGUGUUUCUGUAGGAGGGAAGGAGCAUGUCCAGGAUGUCUAUGAGUCGUUCUCCAGUUUCUCCAAUGAAUGCCCAGGGCAUCCCAUCACCGGCCCAGCUGACUAAAGCCAAUGCCCCGGUCCACAUUGAUGUGGGAGGACACAUGUACACCAGCAGCCUGGGGACUCUCACUAAAUACCCAGAGUCUAGGUAAGGCCAUUACAGGAUGCAUCUGGCACCGUGGCAUAUGGCACCAUAUUUUUUCAUGAUAAAUAACUUAUUAUUGAAUGAUACAACAAGUUCAUGGACAGCUUCAUACCGACAGUGCGUUAUGACUGAUACAUUACUAAAAUACUUAUAGAAAUCCACACAACGUCAUGUUGAAACAAGAACUUUGGUAACCAUGAUAAUUGUUGAGAGAUCUAGCAAAAGGAGAGAGAAAGGGCUAGAGAGAAAAGAAAGUGAAUAUUUUAAUUGCUUUUUGUAGGACAAAGAGAGAGUGGAGAAGGCAGAGAAAGAGAAGGCUGAGCUGCCUGGAGCUGUGAGGUGACACUCCUGCUGGAAGAGUAGAGGACCACCUCAGGCAGAGAGGAGAGAAUAAGAAAGAUGUGUAACUGGGCUUAUAGAAAGCAGUUGGCAUCGAUUUCCAGAGAGAGGGAGGGAGGGAGAGAGAGAGAGAGAGAGAGAGAGAGAGAGAGAGAGAGAGAGAGAGAGAGAGAGAGAGAGAGAGAGAGAGAGAGAGAGAGAGAGAGAGAGACGAUAGACGAGAGAUAGAUCGAGAUAGAGAGAACAGAGCAGGAGAUCUAUAGAAGCUCUCGCGAUCAUCUAUCUCCACUCUCUCGCUCUCUCCCUGCUCCUCUACAUCUCGCGCCUCCUAUCUAGCAGAGAGAGCAGAGAGAGAGAGAGAGGAUACAUGUUGUAAUUAACCCAGUAUGAGUAUGUGAUUCAGAAGUCGUAGUAAACCCAUAGUAUUUUCUAUACUAAAAUAAACAAUAUGCAGAUGUAGCCCAAUUCCGGCCUAAAAUGUAAGUAAUGAUCAAACACUAGAAACAAGUUUUACGAUUGACUAAGUAUACUUCAAGUACUACUUGAUUCAAAGUAUGAAUUUAGAGCUCCCAACCAUUGUCUUUUUCUGUUCUCCAGAAUCAGUCGUCUGUUUAAUGGAACAGAGCCCAUCGUAUUGGACAGCUUGAAGCAGCACUACUUCAUCGACAGGGAUGGAGACAUAUUCAGAUACAUCCUCAGCUUCCUCAGGACCUGCAAACUACUACUCCCAGAGGACUUCAAGGUACAGUACACACUACAGGACAGCUCUCUUACAGCUCAUAUCUCAAAGAGUAACAUAAUACAUUACAUUAUGUACUGUAUGUCUAACAAAGGUGGUUUGGUUGAACUAUGCUCACGUGAUAAGGUAACUUGCCCGAGCCAUGAAGACAUGUUAUUUCUUUGAGCUAAUGCCUAGGCUUUUGCUCAACGGGCUAACACAGUCUCUGAACCACCUCAUUUCCAAAUCCGUUUUUACACAUACAAACAAUUACAAACCUAGUAUCUCUCACAGUUUUCAGGAUGGUUAUGCAAAUGAAAACAUGACCGUAAAGUCAUACAAUUAUCCUGCUGUGCCCAGAAACACAUAUUUAUCUUCAUUCUAUCACUGUGUACCACUAUAAGCGCUCAGUGUGUGGAAACUCUGUAGCUUUCUGACACUUUAAUCAGGUCUCCAUUUCGCCCUGGGCUCCUACAGGGGUCGAUUCUGCAUAGCUGGAAGCAGGGGCACUGUGUGUUUUGCUAAAUUGAUGUGUGAGGAGGGCAUGUGUGUGCAUGUGUGUAGAGACUGUGUGUGUGUGUGUGUGUAUGCGAAAGUGCUUACAUAUGUAUGUGUGUGUGUGUGUGUAUGUGUAUCUGGCAUCUCUCUCUCUGUAGUUAGUGUAGCUGUGUUAUUCUGUGCUUUGCCCAGGAUGACUAAAGUACCCUGCAGAUAGAGCCCUAUUUUAUAAAACACAUCUAUCCCUCGCUUCAAGCCUAUGAAGGGAGGGGAGCUAAGGAGGCAGGCUUUGAUACAGAGAGGAGCCUGAGGGGGUAGCAGCUCUGUGUCUGCCUGAUGUCAGAAGCAGUAUGGAGAAAAGCAGAGAAAAAUAAGCAGCUCUCUCUUUAUCUCUCACGCAGUAAUUAUGAACAGAAGUGUCUGCUGUGUGUCAAAUCAAAUCAAAUGUGUUGAGUCAAAAGAGUUAGUGCAAAAAGGGUCAAUGCAGAUAGUCCGGGUAGCUAUUGGUUAACUAUUUAACUAACUAUUUAGCAGUCUUCUGGCUUGGGGGUAGAAGCUGUUCAGGAUCCUGUUGGUUCCAGACUUGGUGCAUCGGUACCGCUUGCUGUGUAUGUGUGUGUUUGUAUGUGCUGCAGUAGUAUCAUAAUAUUGGGCAUGCAAGGGGAAGAGACAGGGGACAGUGAGAUGUACAGAUAUGUCUUGUGUGUGGAGAUAAACAUUUGGUAUAAAUGAAUCCAUCACAUACAUUCAACAGAAGGAACUAGUUAUGUACUUUAUCUGAAUGUAGUAUGUAUGAGUUGUAAUUGUGUUAUGACGUCCUUAGGUUCCCUUCAAUAAAGUGUUACUGAUACGUUUAAUACUUUGAAUGCCCUAAUAUAUUACAAUAGUGCCCAACACCUCUGGGCAUCCUGAAAUUCAAACCCUGUGUGUGUAUUAUAGUUAAAUUAGCUUUGGUUCCAGGCAGUGUAUUAGUUAAAUCCUUUGUCGUUAUCAAGUUAAACACGUUUAUCUAUCCAGACAACGACAAAGCAGUUGGCUGACAAAUAACCACAUCUGGCAGCCAUCCAGACUAUACUCAUGUCAGUUUGUUUAUGAAUGUCAGUAUGUGUGUUUGUCAGUGCGUGUUUGUUUAUGAACGUCAGUAUGUGUGUUUGUCGGUGCGUGUUUGUUUAUGCUUUCUUGAGUGUGUUGUGUGUACAGUAUGUAUCCUUCCUUAUACAGUAUGUGUUUGUUUCUACUAUGGCAGGACUUCCCCCAGCUAUACGAGGAGGCUCGCUACUACCAGCUGACCCCCAUGGUCCGCGAGCUGGAGCGCUGGCUGACAGAGCGGGAGGGCCAGAAGAGCCGGCCCUGCGAGUGCCUGGUGGUCCGAGUGACCCCUGACCUGGGUGAGAGAAUUGCCCUCAGCGGGGAGAAGGUGCUCAUUGAGGAGAUCUUCCCCGAGACUGGAGACGUCAUGUGUAACUCGGUGAACGCCGGUUGGAACCAGGACCCCACACAUGUUAUCCGGUUUCCGCUCAACGGCUACUGCAGGCUCAACUCAGUUCAGGUAUGGACGUUAAUGUAGUUCUAUAGGUCAGCUCUGUUAUGUAGUUCUGUAGGUCAACUCUGUUAUGAUGUGGUUCCUUCCAGGUCAACGCUGUUAUGAUGUGGUUCCUUCCAGGUCAACUCUGUUAUGUUACACUGCAGAGCAGAUCAGGUCAUCCAGUAAUGCUGGAGACUCGAAUUAAUCUCAGUAACAUGGCAGACAGACUCACUCCAGUCACUUUGCAGACCCAGUUCUAAACUCAAAGCUAAUCUUCGAGUGCUGUCUGCGUAACUAAGUUCAGGCGCAGUGUAGUUCUCGUUCAACUCCGUAAUGCGUAUAAGGAAGAGGGUAUAACAAUUGCUUACUCAGCACUAUAACUACGCAGCCUGAGAUCCUUUGGCAGGGCACUGUCGACCAUUCCAAAGUCUAUGUUGAAAAUGAAAGGAGACCAGGCAUUUGGAAUGGUCUGCCAGGAGAGAUCAGGCUUACAGAUUCAGUGCCUCUUUUUAAAUCCCUGCUGAAAACACACUUUUAUAAAGAUACUUUUAAUGUGUGAUUGCAAUGAUUUUAAUUCUCCUUCCUCCUGUCUUUGUUUCUUUGUUAGUACUUUUAAUUUUAUUAUUUUAUGACGUGAACCCCUCUGUUACCUGUAUUGAAAAACUCUAUACAAAUAGUUAUGAUUAACUAAUGUCAAAUGUCUAAAGCCCCUGUCUGUCUGUCUGUCUGUCUGUCUGUCGCUCGCUCGCUCUCUGCAGGUUCUGGAGAGGUUGUUCCAGAAGGGCUUCAGCGUGACGGCGUCGUGUGGCGGCGGAGUUGACUCCUCCCAGUUCAGCGAGUAUGUCCUGUGUCGUGAGCUCCACAGGGGUCAGUCCAUCGGCACCACCACCACUAUCCGCAUCAAACAGGAGCCUCUGGACUAG
Coregonus sp. 'balchen' is the source of this 5345-nucleotide messenger RNA. NCBI's taxonomy places the organism in Eukaryota, Metazoa, Chordata, Actinopteri, Salmoniformes, Salmonidae. The record is from the annotation of a GenBank genome assembly.